Molecule: messenger RNA, 1680 nt
Organism: Salvelinus namaycush (lake trout)
Lineage: Eukaryota; Metazoa; Chordata; Actinopteri; Salmoniformes; Salmonidae
Product: putative GPI-anchored protein pfl2
Exons: 3
Coding region: 1-1680 (559 amino acids)
Source: RefSeq, a predicted model, not a curated record
AUGACCAGCAGCAUGACCAGCAGUAAGACCAGCAGCAUGACCAGCAGUAAGACCAGCAGCAUGACCAGCAGUAAGACCAGCAGCAUGACCAGCAGUAAGACCAGCAGUAAGACCAGCAGCAUGACCAGCAGCAUGACCAGCAGUAAGACCAGCAGUAAGACCAGCAGCAUGACCAGCAGCAUGACCAGCAGUAAGACCAGCAGCAUGACCAGCAGUAAGACCAGCAGUAAGACCAGCAGCAUGACCAGCAGCAUGACCAGCAGCAUGACCAGCAGUAAGACCAGCAGCAUGACCAGCAGUAAGACCAGCAGCAUGACCAGCAGCAUGACCAGCAGCAUGACCAGCAGUAAGACCAGCAGCAUGACCAGCAGCAUGACCAGCAGCAUGACCAGCAGUAAGACCAGCAGCAUGACCAGCAGUAAGACCAGCAGCAUGACCAGCAGCAUGACCAGCAGCAUGACCAGCAGUAAGACCAGCAGCAUGACCAGCAGUAAGACCAGCAGCAUGACCAGCAGCAUGACCAGCAGCAUGACCAGCAGUAAGACCAGCAGCAUGACCAGCAGUAAGACAAGUAGUAAGACCAGCAGCAUGACCAGCAGCAUGACCAGCAGCAUGACCAGCAGUAAGACCAGCAGCAUGACCAGCAGUAAGACAAGUAGUAAGACCAGCAGAUGGAGCAGCAGUCUAUUGGCUGAGAGGAGCAGCAGUCUACUGGCUGAGAGGAGCAGCAGUCUACUGGCUGAGAGGAGCAGCAGUCUACUGGCUGAGAGGAGCAGCAGCCCACUGGCUGAGAGGAGCAGCAGUCUACUGGCUGAGAGGAGCAGCAGUCUACUGGCUGAGAGGAGCAGCAGUCUACUGGCUGAGAGGAGCAGCAGUCUACUGGCUGAGAGGAGGAGCAGUCUACUGGCUGAGAGGAGGAGCAGUCUACUGGCUGAGAGGAGCAGCAGCCCACUGGCUGAGAGAAGCAGCAGUCCCCUGGCUGAGAGGAGCAGCAGUCUACUGGCUGAGAGGAGCAGCAGCCCACUGGCUGAGAGGAGCAGCAGUCCCCUGGCUGAGAGGAGCAGCAGUCUACUGGCUGAGAGGAGCAGCAGUCUACUGGCUGAGAGGAGUAGCAACUCACUUGCUGAGAGGAGCAGCAGUCCCAUGGCUGAGAGGAGCAGCAGUCUACUGGCUGAGAGGAGCAGCAGUCUACUGGCUGAGAGGAGCAGCAGUCUACUGGCUGAGAGGAGCAGCAGCCCACUGGCUGAGAGGAGCAGCAGUCUACUGGCUGAGAGGAGCAGCAGUCUACUGGCUGAGAGGAGCAGCAGUUUACUGGCUGAGAGGAGCAGCAGCCCACUGGCUGAGAGGAGCAGCAGUCUGCUGGCUGAGUUGAGCAGCAGUCCCCUGGCUGAGAGGAGCAGCAGUCUGCUGGCUGAGAGGAGCAGCAGCCUACUGGCUGAGAGGAGCAGCAGUCUACUGGCUGAGAGGAGCAGCAGUCUACUGGCUGAGAGGAGCAGCAGUCUACUGGCUGAGAGGAGCAGCAGCCCACUGGCUGAGAGGAGCAGCAGCCCACUGGCUGAGAGGAGCAGCAGUCUACUGGCUGAGAGGAGCAGCAGUCCCCUGGCUGAGAGGAGCAGCAGUCCCCUGGCUGAGAGAAGCAGCAGUCUAUUGGCUGAGAGGAGCAGCAGCCUACUGGCUUAG